AGCUCCAGUCGCUGUGGUGGACAAUCACGGCAACUGCAUUUAGUUGCUAGUCACGUCCUCGGAUCUACGGGAUACGUUGGAGAACCAGGACCGAACUUCUGGUGUGUUUUGGUGUUGUUGAUCUGGGAGGAGGAGCCUUAAAACUCACUGAAUGCAAUCCUGACACAAAGAUAAUUACAGAAACUGAGACACGGAACAACACCCUCUGUUUCUACGCACAUUUUCUCAUUUUGCUAAGCUGAAGUGUUUAAAGGAAAACAACAGCCAUCAUGGACGACGAAAUGAUGUUCAGCAUGGAGGAGGUGGGCAACAGUGCCAAGAGACCCUCUGUCCAACGCCAUACCCCAAGCCAGCGGUCGUCCUCCCUGAGCGAUACCAACGGCAGUGACGACGAGGACGAUGAUGACCACAUCAUCUGCCCCAUACUGGACGACUCUGCCAAAGAAAUCUGUCACUACUUGAGGAAACAGGUGUACACACGGCAGCUGUCAAACUCUCUUCCCAAGAGUCUGUCAAACUCUCUUCCCAAGAGCCAUUUCCAAUAUCUGAAUGAAACCGAGACAGUGGCAGAGCCUCGGUCGUACAAGGUUUUGUCUGAAAGUGCACGGGACGCGUGGAAACAUGCAAUUGCAAAGGCUAAAGCCAUGCCUGACCCCUGGGCACAGUUUCACCUGGAGGAAAUCCUGACUGAGCCCUGCGUUCGUUACAGGUACAAUGCCGUCACAGGCGAGUGGGCUCAAGACCAGGUCCACAUCAAGAUGGCUUCUCAGCCGUUUGGGAAAGGAGCGAUGAGGGAGUGCUUCAGAACGAAGAAAUUGUCUAAUUUCUCGCACAGCAGCAACUGGAAAUCAGCAUCCAACUAUGUUGCAAAGCGAUACAUGGAGUCAGUGAGCAGAGAUGUUUACUUUGAAGACGUUAGGCUGCAGAUGGAGGCCAAACUCUGGGGAGAGGAAUACAACCGACAUCGGCCGCCCAAACAGGUGGACAUCAUGCAGAUGUGUGUGGUGGAGAUGACAGACAGACCUGGUAAACCUCUCUUCCACCUGGAACAUUACAUCGAGGGCAAGUACAUCAAAUACAACUCCAACUCUGGCUUUGUUAGGGACGACAACAUCAGACUUACCCCGCAGGCUUUCAGUCAUUUCUCCUUUGAGCGGUCAGGACACCAGCUAAUUGUGGUGGACAUCCAGGGUGUGGGAGAUCUCUACACUGACCCUCAGAUUCACACAGAGAAGGGGACUGACUUUGGCGACGGAAAUCUAGGUGUGCGAGGCAUGGCACUGUUCUUCCACUCACACCUGUGUAACAAGAUCUGUAAGAGUAUGGGCCUGAUGCCCUUUGACAUCUCCCCUGCAGAGACAUCACUGCUGGACUGCACCAACAAACUGCUUAGGUCAGCCGAGACAGUGCUGAGGGGUUGUGAGGAGCCUUGUGGUUCUCCCCGCGUCCGUACCUUGUCGACGAGCAGAGUGCCUCCGCUGCUAACCCGCCUCUCUGAGACUUCGUCCGUGGACGAGAGCAUGAGCGACGUGGACUCCAUCCCAUGCUCGCCACUAUUCCUCGCGUCCCCGUUCACUGCACCUGGAUCUGUGGGCAGGUCCCAAAUUGGUUUGUCUUUUACUGGGAUGAAUGAGCAUGAAAGACUCAACGGCAACAACUUUGGUGAACACAGGGAAUCUGAAAGCGGCGGUGACAGUGGAUACCCCAGUGAGAAGAGGAGUGAAGGCGAUCCAAAUGACCACGUGGAUGGGGCCCAUCAUCGAUACCAGAGACAUUAUUCCGAGUCAGACGACGACAGUGUGCGACGGGGGAGGGUGGUUGCUCCUCCAAGAGUCUCUGCAAACCUAUAUUCAAACACUCCUGACAAUGAAUUGCUGACAGAAGAGAAGUGGAGCUUCUACCACUCGUCUCGCGCUCACGUCCACCGACCAUCGUGUGUGGCCACUGAGGUUGAGCGAAUCAAUUCUACUCUGCAGAAGAAGAUUGGCCAGUCGAUUCUUGGGAAGGUCCACCUGGCCAUGGUGCGCUACCACGAGGGGGGUCGUUUCUGUGAGAAGGAUGAACAGUGGGACCAGGACUCAGCCAUGUUCCACCUGGAGAGAGCUGCCCAGUGUGGAGAACUGGAGGCUAUUAUUACCUUAGGACUGUGCUGCCUGCAGCUGCCUCAUCACAUACUGUCAGACAUAGACCUGGAGGAUAAUUCGGGGAACAGAAUGAAAGGAUUCAAGUAUCUCCUGCAGGCCGCUGAAGCCGGGGACAGAUCUUCUAUGAUUAUUGUGGCCAGAGCCUUUGAUACAGCGGUGAAUCUGCCUCCUGACAGAAAGCAGAAUUGGGAGGAAGCGAUUCACUGGUAUGAUAGUGCACUGACAAUGACGGACUACGAUGAGGGCGGAGAGUUUGAUGGGACACAGGAUGAGCCCAGUUACCUGCUGCUGGCCAGACAGGCAGAGAUGUACCAAGAGGGAGGCUUCCAGCUCAAAGCAGAUCCACAGAGAGCAGGUGAUUUGUUUACUGAAGCAGCAGAAGCUGCCAUGGCCGCCAUGAAGGGCAGGUUGGCUAACCAGUACUACAUGAAAGCUGAGGAGGCCUGGGCGCUGAUGGAGGAGGAGUGAUUCCGCAUAUAUGCAUUUACAUCAUAUGAAAAUGCUAGACGAGUGCAUGCGUUACUGUAUGUGUACUGUACAUUCAUAUUCAGGAUACAACCAGUUUACAUACUUUUCAAUUAUAAAAUCUUAAAAGAUUUUCUUUUCCUAUUGGUGAUCAAAGAUGUGUGUGUGUGCGCGUGCAUGUCCCCGGGCUUAGAAAUCUGUUCCAACUUUCUCUGAAGCCAGUCAUUCAGAUUCCUGUAUUUUUAAAAAAUAUCUGUCUGGUUAAGUGAAUGUUGUGUCAAAAAAAACAAAGGCUGAACAGCGAAUUUUUUUUUACUUUGCUCCAAACAUUUACACAAUUACACCGGGUUAAUAUAUGUAAAUAUGUUUGGAGUCGAAAACUGUAAAAUAAAGUUUGAAUGGCUUUUUAUUGGAAAACAUUGUCAUGCAUUCUUCCUGAGACAAAAAGUCAACGACGAUCUGAAGACAGAGACUGGUUUGUUUGAGCCUUUUACUUAAGGUUAAUGUGUAUCACUUCAAUAACACAAAAUUAAUAAUGUGUUUUAAUUUUUCAAACGUUUCUUGUCUGAUUUACCUAUUAAAAAAGUAAUAACUGGUACCACUUAAUAAAUGGCACUAAAACUAGUCAGUAACCUCAUAAUAUUCACAUAUUGUGAAAUUGUGAUUUUUGUAAACAUGAGAAGUUUAAAAACACUGCACUCCCUUUUCUGUUGAAACUAAAGCAAACAAAUAAUAAAUGUUCCCAGAAAAUGCA
This is a messenger RNA of Solea solea (common sole), 3363 nucleotides long. It is a transcript of the gene eef2k, whose product is annotated as eukaryotic elongation factor 2 kinase. The record is from RefSeq and is a predicted model, not a curated record. The transcript has 20 exons. Gene Ontology annotation, biological process: protein phosphorylation. Lineage: Eukaryota; Metazoa; Chordata; Actinopteri; Pleuronectiformes; Soleidae. Gene Ontology annotation, molecular function: calcium ion binding; calmodulin binding; ATP binding. Bases 270 to 2612 code for a protein of 780 amino acids.